AGGACAGCCAGAGGGCUCAGCAGGCCAAUGGAGAUGAUGGCCGGUACAAGUUAAGGGUGGCGCGGUCGGCCGGUGGACCAGAAGUCGAUGGGCUGCCAUGUUGCCAAAUACUGGGCCGCCGGCAGCUGUGCACCGCUUGUGGAUGAGACGGCCGAAGAGGAUUUGGAAGAGCGGUGGUGCUGCCGUUUCUUUUCGUUUCAUCGACACCAUACCAGAGAUAUGGAGGUGGUAAUUGAGCCAAGCUCUGAAUCGAGCCACCCAAGCCAUGUGGAUCCAAGGUCUCCUCCUGGACGUGAUGUCCACGUGGGCUUUCCAGUCAUAGAGGAGAGUCCAAAAUCCACAUCGUCGCGGUUCGACCCAGGAUCGCUUGGACCCUGGGAAAGUGCAGGUAGUGUGCAAAGCAGCGUGGUUCCAGCACCUUUGAGACGGUUGGCCGAAUGCGUUGCUGCAGCGUCAGGUCACAAGGGUGAGUUGGAGGUAGCAGGGAUGCCUCUGGAAGAUUUUUGGAGAAAGCUUUUGACCCUUGAAACCAAAGGUCCCAGAGGAGGAAGUGCCUUAGCGAGAGGAGAGAAGCUGCUUCGCUUCAGGCAGCGUUUUUCCUGGCCUUUGAGCAUUAGCGCGCACCAUGUAGACAAAGCGUUGCGCAGCGGUGCCAAUGUUUAUUUGCCUCCCAGAUGUUUAGGUGACUCACCGUUGGUGAUCUUCACUGCGCAGAAGGUCAACACGCGACUGUGCACCAUGGAGGAGUACCAGAUGCUAAUCAUGUUCAUGCUUGAAACAGCAUUCAAAGACAGCUGCCCUGACCAUGACCGUGGUGUUACUGUAGUUCUGGAUGUUCGACAUUUAUCCUCGGUCGUGUGGCAGGCGUUCCUCUCCGGCUUUAGCGACAUGGCCAGAGGCAUCGCUAUGUGCUCUGCAGCACUGCCCAUGAAGGCGUCCCACGUCCAGCUCAUCGAAGAUGAAGCUGUGGCCCGGAUUGCCCACUAUGCCAUUGGAUUAGUUCUGUCCAAGCUGAGCUCCAAGACGCGGUCAAGAGUUAUUCGAGGAGGUCCGGAUGCAGCUCUGCAAACUUUGGGUAAAGAGAUAUUGCCUGACUUCCUUGGAGGUCAGCGCAAUUCAGUCGGUGAGUUUUCGGGUUGGCUAGAGCAACUCGAACUAGCAGAUGCUUGUCAAAUUGCAGCCUCUGCUUGUGUCGGGUCAUCUGCGCUUUGACUACAUACGGAAGCUGCAAGAUGAAGGUUUGUUGCUCUACAAUAUCCCAAAGGCAGCAACUGGGCAAAAGCCACGUCAUUGGAGCUUCAGGUCCGUCAAUGCAAUCCAAGCAAUACCUACAAGAACAAGGAGAGACAAAAGGCGUGCUCAAGACCGUGUCCUGAAUCGAUCGUUGCGUGCCAGCUGAUGUAGCUGGAACUAGUCCAAAGCUGUUUCACUGCCUGUGACAAACAGUUUUUUGGAUGCCAGAGGACAAAUAAGGCUUCAGAACUCUGCGUCUUCAAUUGGAGGAGCGCAGGCAGCUGCAAAUGAUUCAUUGUGUCACCAUUGAGCAAGAGACUCAGUGAUUUUAGACCAGAAGGAAUUUUAGAAUAGCAAAUGCACGAGCCCAACUUGCCACAGAAUUCUUCCAACUGUGCAGACCAUGUACAGAGUUGCCGGACGCGUGGCAGAUUGACGUGCUUGGUUUGGUGGCGCUACUUGGCAAUGGUAAGGCAAAA
Molecule: messenger RNA, 1712 nt
Organism: Durusdinium trenchii
Lineage: Eukaryota; Dinophyceae; Suessiales; Symbiodiniaceae
Source: the annotation of a GenBank genome assembly